This is a messenger RNA of Drosophila serrata, 215 nucleotides long. Its product is annotated as histone H2A. Gene Ontology annotation, molecular function: DNA binding; structural constituent of chromatin; protein heterodimerization activity. The record is from RefSeq and is a predicted model, not a curated record. Gene Ontology annotation, cellular component: nucleosome. NCBI's taxonomy places the organism in Eukaryota, Metazoa, Arthropoda, Insecta, Diptera, Drosophilidae.
AUAAAGUGAAAUAAGAGAAAAUGUCUGGUCGUGGAAAAGGUGGCAAAGUGAAGGGAAAGGCAAAGUCCCGCUCCAACCGUGCCGGACUUCAGUUCCCUGUCGGCCGCAUUCAUCGUCUGCUCCGCAAGGGCAACUACGCCGAGCGCGUUGGUGCCGGCGCUCCAGUUUACCUGGCUGCCGUUAUGGAAUAUCUGGCCGCUGAGGUUCUCGAGUUG